This is a messenger RNA of Paramuricea clavata, 2831 nucleotides long. The record is from the annotation of a GenBank genome assembly. Lineage: Eukaryota; Metazoa; Cnidaria; Anthozoa; Malacalcyonacea; Plexauridae.
AUGGCAGCGCGUUUUAAAAAUCGUUCUUUGACGGGAAAAUUUGAGAAAAUACAAAAAAGAAAUCGAGGUAAUAUUAUAAAAUUACAAGAGGGGCUUCAAUCUUGGAAAAAUGAAUAUAUUUCAAGCGAGGUUGAGGAAAACAAAGACGAAAACGAAGAGUUUGAACCAGCAACAGACAUCGUGAUAAAUACAAGGGAAAGCACGGUGGGCAACGUAAACACCAAGACGUUUUUAUCAUUGUAAACAUUUAGGUCUGUUUAAAAAUUUAUAAUUCACGUACUCCAUGAUUUGGCAUUAGGCAAAACAAGAAAUAAAAGAGAAUUUACCUCAAGGAAGCCGAAUUGUUGACAUAAACCAACUGAGAAAAGGAUUGGAGAGUUGUCCAUUUUGCAAAGAAGGUAAACAAAGGCAAAUGUGAAGCAUUUAAUUUCUCCACUUCAAAUACAGAAUUAAUUAGAUUCAAAAUUUUGAUAUAAUUUGGUCACUAUAUAGUUAUAAAAUAAAGUACUGUUUUCAAAAUGUACAAGUGUCAGUUGAUUAAAUUUGUAUAAAUAUAUUAUAAGUUCUUUCUAUGUUUGCAUGAAGAUAAAACAUAUAAUAGUUUUGUUUCCACAAACAAAAAUAUAUUAUAAUUAUGAAUUUAUGUAUAAAGGUAUGAAAUAAACAAUAAAAACAAUGGCAAUACUCUAUUAUUUUUAAGGACCACUGUCAUUGAGCAAUGUACAACAAGAAAAGUUAUAUGGUCUAGCUAGCAAGCUAUAUAUUCAAUGUCAGUUUUGCGGUCAAACCAAUGUUGUUGAAACAUCACUCGCCCACAAGUCUGGAGCCUCUGGUCUAAUGGCAUAUGACAUCAAUACAAAGUCAGUUUUAGCCAGUCUUCAUACCGGAAUUGGUGAGAUGCAUUUCAAUGGCAUCUUGUCAGUUAUGAACAUCCCAACCAUGACCCGGGCUUCAUUCAAAACCUGUGAGCGAGAAGCUGGUAAAGCCGUUGAAGGGCACACAUGUGUUGAAACUGUAGAAAUAGAGAAAGAACAUGCAAUUAAAAUUGGUGAAACACCAGACGAGAAUAAUCUUGUUCCAAUUUCAUGCUCGUAUGACAUGGGUUGGCAGAAACGUGGCAAAGGUUUCAAUUCAAACACAGGACAAGGAGCUGUAAUGGGCUUACACACUGGAAAAAUAAUGGACUACACAACAAAGACAAAAACAUGCAGAAUUUGUGAUCAUGCAAAAAAAAAUUAACUCUACUCCCCGUAAACAUGACUGCCGGGAAAAUCAUAGUGGUUCAUCAAAAGCUAUGGAGCCUACAUCUGCAGUUCAGCUGUUUAAUAACAUAGAAAUGAGUCUUUUAACUUUUAAUAACAUAGAAAUGAGUCUUCUCAGAGAAAUGAGUCUUUUAACAGCACAGUUGGUUCAAAGAAUCCCAAGAUUAGAUUCUAUGGUGGGAGCGAAAGCAAUGACUUUCGUGUGGCAUGCGCAGUGGCACAAACCAAUGUUGGUUAUGGGUACAUUUGUAGAACACUGAAUUCAUUGGGGAUUGAACCUGGUACUAACCGUGAGGCAUAUGUCAACGGAAUGAAGAGAAAAAGAGAUGGCGACAACAACAGAAAGAAAUCAUUGAAGUUCAAGAAGCGAAGGAAUGAAAUUCACACCAAACGAAUACACGGCAUACUAUCAAGUGAAAAGAAGGAGGGCAAGACAUACGAGACAAGUAUUGGCCUCACAUUACCUACAGCUAGUACCAGUACCACUGUAAAUGAAGAACUAUUUUGCCCUGACCUACCAGCUGACACACUAGCUUCCUAUGAAGUAUUUGUCCCACCCUAUACCCCCAGACCACAAUGUUCUCCCAUAGCAUUCGACGACAAUGCUGCAGUAUUUUAUAACAUUGUUUUAUUCGACACUGAAACAAAUAUGACAGGCAAACAAGCAGAAUUAUGCCAAUUGGCAGCUAUAAAUCAGACAACUCUCGCAUCAUUUUCCGAGUAUGUUUUGCCAAAUAAAAAUAUUGAUAAAUAUGCAUCCAGAGUAAACACAACCUUUCGAUAAAAACUGUAGACGGUAAGAGAGUACUAUUUAAACAAUCAAAUCCUGUAUUAGCACUAACCUGUGACGAAGUUUUAUCUCGUUUCAUCCACUACCUCGAGAAUUCCAUUCGCGAAUGCCAGAAAUUGACAGCACAUAAGGUCUGUACAGUUCUUGUUGGGCACAAUGCCAAGCGAUUUGAUGUCCCAGUCAUACUUCAUAACAGCAACAGCAAUAUUAUUGCAAAAUUUCAGUCUUUGGGCAUUUUCUUUGGAGAUGUCUUUUGGAGUCUCUCGUUGUUCGAGUAUUUAGUAAAAGAAUCGAUUCUGAAAGAUUGAAAUGGAGAUAGCUGUGCUUUAAACCAGUCUGCUGUUUACAAGGCUUUGUUUGAUCAAGGCUUCGAUGCCCACGACGCGCUUGAAGAUGUGAAAGCUCUACAUCGUAUUCUGUUCUCCUCGCCGUUAAACCUUUCGGAAAAAGAUCUGAUCACACAUUGUCAAGCAAUUCCAUUUGACGAAGCUUACCAGGAUAAUCUGUAUCUAGACCAACGACAUCAACUUGUACAGACACUCAACACCAAACUGCAUGGAACAAUCAGCAAAGGCAUGGUCGAGAAAAUCGCCAGCAGUGGCUUGAGCUUCGCGAAUUUACAAAGUCUGUCUGAUCAGUUUGGCAGGAAUGGACUGAUUGGAGUUCUGUCUAACCCGCCGACAAACAAUCGUGGAUCCAAAAAGCCAAGAGUGACAAAAUCGAAGCGAAUUUUGCUUGCUAUCGUGCAAUACUUCGAACAAAUCGCCAGCGAGCAGUAA